Messenger RNA from Camelus dromedarius (Arabian camel), 1324 nucleotides. Its product is annotated as fumarylacetoacetate hydrolase domain-containing protein 2A. Lineage: Eukaryota; Metazoa; Chordata; Mammalia; Artiodactyla; Camelidae. Gene Ontology annotation, molecular function: catalytic activity. The transcript has 8 exons. The record is from RefSeq and is a predicted model, not a curated record. Bases 161 to 1171 code for a protein of 336 amino acids.
CUCUGCUGACGUCUUAUUUGAGGAGCCGCACGGCGCGCUGCCGCGUUAGAACUGUGGGCUGGUCGUGGUCUCCCGAACGCCCGACCAGCGCCCAGGCGCCCGCUGACCUUGGCCCUGAGACCGCGAGUUCUAGCCCGACAGCACAGGGCUCCAGGCUCUGAUGCUGGCCUCUGGUAGAAGAUGCUUGCUCACGGCUCUGCUGCAGGCUCAGAGGUGGCCCUUUCAACCCUCCAGGGACAUGAGACUGGUGCAGUUCCAGGCACCCCACCUGACGGGCCCGCAUCUGGGCUUGGAGUCAGAGAAUGGUGGGGGGGUCAUCAACCUCAACGCCUUUGACCCCAUGCUGCCCAAGACAAUGGUGGAGUUCCUGGAGCAGGGGGAGGCAGCUCUCUCAGUGGCAGGAAGAGCCCUGGCUGCCCAACUGCCGGUCCUCCCACGCUCGGAGGUGACCUUCCUGGCCCCAGUCACACGGCCAGACAAGGUGGUGUGCGUGGGCAUGAACUACGUGGACCACUGCAAAGAGCAGAACGUGCCUGUGCCCAAGGAGCCCAUCAUCUUCAGCAAGUUUGCCAGCUCCAUCGUGGGGCCCUAUGAUGAGGUGGUCCUCCCGCCUGAGAGCCAGGAGGUGGACUGGGAGGUGGAGCUGGCCGUGGUCAUUGGAAAGAAAGGCAAGCACAUUAAGGCCACAGAUGCCAUGGCCCACGUGGCUGGCUUCACUGUGGCACAUGACGUGAGUGCUCGUGACUGGCAAAUGAGACGCAAUGGAAAGCAGUGGCUGCUGGGAAAAACCUUUGACACCUUCUGCCCCCUGGGCCCUGCCUUGGUGACCAAGGACAGUGUAGCAGAUCCACACAAUUUAAAGAUUUGCUGCCGAGUGAAUGGGGAGGUGGUCCAGAGUAGCAACACCAACCAGAUGGUGUUUAAGACAGAAGAGCUGAUAGCCUGGAUCUCCCAGUUCGUCACUCUUUACCCAGGGGACAUCAUCCUGACUGGGACCCCCCCAGGAGUUGGAGUAUUCAGGAAACCUCCUGUCUUUCUCAAGAUGUGUGUGUGUGCGCACGCGUGCCGGACCAAAGGACUGACAGCCUCGCGGCCCACGCUGUUGCAGAAGGGCGAUGAAGUCCAGUGUGAGAUUGAAGAGCUAGGCGUCAUCAUCAACAAGGUGGUGUGAUGGCUCCUGCUGCAGGCCCUGGACUUCAGACGAGGUGGCGGCAUCCGUCCCACUGAGCCCAGCACAGGGAGAGGCCCGUGCCAGCCCUCUCAAGGCCCCUCUUCCAGGUGAGGGAGAGAUGGCCCUCUCCUCAAUAAACUACUCUUUGUCUUC